Molecule: messenger RNA, 993 nt
Organism: Fukomys damarensis (Damara mole-rat)
Lineage: Eukaryota; Metazoa; Chordata; Mammalia; Rodentia; Bathyergidae
Product: intelectin-1b-like
Molecular function (GO): oligosaccharide binding
Source: RefSeq, a predicted model, not a curated record
AUGAACCUGCACAGGGAUAAAGAGGCAAGGAAACGCCAAUCUGAUGAUAACAUUUCCUCAGAGCUCACCGCCACACUGCCCUCGCACCCACCUUCGAGGCUGGAGACUGAGCCCGGGGCCUUGUGCAAGGUGGCAAUGGUCCAACCUGGCUUCCUGCUCUUCCUCAUGGUGGCUGCCCAAAAGUGCAGUUCAGCUGGCCUGUAUUUUCUUUGCACCAAUGGUGUCAUCUACCGGACCUUCUGUGACAUCACCACUGCGGGUAGAGGCUGGACCCUGGUGGCCAGUGUGCAUGAGAACAACAUGCAUGGGAAAUGCAUGGUGGGAGAUUGGUAGACCAGUCAGCAAGGCAACAGAAAAGACUAUCCUGAGGGCAGCUGGGCCAACUCUAACAACUUUGGGUCUGCAGAGGCGGGCAUAAGUGGUGAUUACAAAGUUGUGUUGGUUGCUUUCCGGAACCCUGGCUACUAUGACAUCCAGGCCCUGGACCUGGGCAUCUGGCAUGUGUCCAAGAAUAGCCCCAUGGAGAACUGGAAGAAUAGGUCCCUGCAGAGGUACCGCACUGAAACUGGCUUCUUCCAGAGGUUGGGACACAAUCUGUUUGGCCUCUACCAGAAAUACCCAGUGAAAUAUGCAGCAGGAAAGUGAAGGACUGACAAUGGCCCUGUGACACCUGUGGUCUAUAAUUUUGGUGAUUCCCAAAAGGCAGCACUGUAUUAUUCACCCAGGGUUUGGAAUGAAUUCACUGCAGGAUUUGUCUACUUCAGAGUAUUUAAUAAUGAGAGAGCAGCCCAUGCCUUAUGUCCUGGAGUAAAGGUCACUGGAUGUAACACUGAGCAUGGGAGUCUUUGUCACUGCACUGGUGGAGAAGGAUUCUUCCCAGAGAGGAAUCCUAUGCAGUGCAGAGAUUUGUCUGGGAAUGGAUAUGGAACUCAUAUUGGAGGGAGUAGCAGCCAGGAGGUAACUGAAGUAGCUGUGCUUCUGUUCUAUCGCUGA